AUAUAACCGAACGGGCCCCGCCUGUCGGAGCCGGACGCUCCUUGGAGAUCUCGACCCAAUGCCCCUGGUCCAGGGUGGUGCAGGGGGCAGGCCAGCACCCGGAGUCUGAAGUUCAGAAACUUGGAGAAAAUGCACAUGGAAUGAUUGGAUAUGGUGGUGCCACCGUCCCGCCUGGAGUUGUUAAACCCGUCGGUGGUGCUGGAAGGAGGCCGGGCCAGCCUGUGUGCACUGCAGAGGCUUUUGGAGAUGAUUUACUGUACGGUCGCCACCAUAUUUUGCUAUGCAGAGGCCGAGGCCCAGAAAGCCAAGUGUCCGACCAAGGCCACUCGGUGUCCUGAGGCAAGGCCGUUCUGGACAAGGCAGAGGGAGGAGCCAGCCCUCCCUCCGUGAGGACACCUGCACAAUCUCCACAUGCAUCUCCCUUCUGGGAACUCGUCUGUGCACCGGGAAGCUGUUAGCUCUCUGGGUGGUCUGGGUCCUGCUGCCUCUUCCGGAGAGGGGGAGGGGCAGAUGAUCCAGGCCGAGAGUUGUCACCCGUUUCCAAGGGUGAUUUGGGAGAAAGGUGAGAGGAGGACACGACCACUUGUCCAUAAAUGCAGGAGGCCUGGUGUCUCUCUUUGAAGGGCACUGUCCCAGGGCCGGAGCCGUCCCCAGGGUGUGGGCCUGUGGCAGCUGUGGUGCCUGCUGUCUGGGGCUCCUGGCUGCAGCCGUGCCACCUGGUAGAAAUAUAGAGCCAGCCACGUACGUAAUUUUAAAUUUUAUAGUAACCAUGUUACACAGGUAAACAGAAACAAGUGACAUUGAUUUAAAUAAUAUAUUUUAUUUUACCCAAUAUGUCAGAAACGUCUUCCUUUCCACCAUGUAAGGGAAGUAAAAAUCAUCAAGCUGUUUCACACUCCUUUUUUCGAGUGCUCAAAAGGCAGCGUGUGUCUUGCUCUCACAGCGCAUCUCCAUGGACUUGCCGGGUGGCCGACAGCACGUGUAUUGGACAUAGAUGCCCUUGUGGCCGGUUUCAGAGGAGGACACAGGGCAGCUGGCCUGGCCAAGACUGGCUUGGCUCCCAGGCCUGGCCUCACUCCUGAGGAGAUAGAGACGGGGAGACGGUGAGGACCAGCUACCCGGUGGGGCUUGGCCCAGAGCGCAGAUCCAAAGACUCGGACCCAGGGUUCUGGACGUGCCUUCUGCGGCGCCGCACGUUUGCUCUGCUCGGUCUGUCCCUGGACGACGCUGGGGUGUCUCCCCUUCUGCACAUUUGCCCGCAGCCCGUCCCCGCUCAUGUGGGGCUCCCUCCGCCCCCUGCGAACCUCCCCGCACUGGGAUCCAGGCCUCUUCACUUCUGCGCCUCCCAUCAUGUCAUCUCCCUCCUCCCUGCAAAACGCUUCACUCCCACCGUCCCCGAGACGCUGGGGGGGGGGGAUGACACUGCUGGCCGCUGGCCUGACUGUCCCCUGGGCAGGAGGGAGGACUUUAGUACCCAUCAGGUGUUUCCUCCAGCCCUGGCGGGCUCUCUGAUGCUGAAUCUGCUCAGGCAGAGCGCCGCGGCCUUCCAGGACACGCAGCUAUGAGAUCGCUUCUAACCAGAACUGGAGCAGGUUUGGAGCCUUCUAGGACGGGGAGCAUUCUGGGGGACCUCAGAGCAGGCCAGGAGCUUCCUCCACAGGGGCGAGAACCGGAUUUCCUGCAGUGCCCCAAGAUGGAGUUCUCCACGGAGGUUGUUGGGAAGCGUUCGCUGGCGUUUCCAGUCGGCCCUCUCAGCAGCUCUCCAGGGCGGUCCCCACUCUGCUUCUCCAGCGUCCGUCUCUUCAAGGCUGUUCCUUUAGUCUUUCAGCUCAGCACAGACUUUGGUGGAAACAGUUUUUCUUUUUCCUUUUUUUUGUGAGGCAAUCCCACGAGGCUGUCCAAAAACAUUUCAUUUGUAAAUUAAUCCAGCCAGAAACAAAACUCUAUGCAGCUUGAAAGGGAACACUUGACAAUCAUUAAAAUGUGUUGUAAUUAUCGCCCCGCCCUGCUAAUCAUUUGCCAAAGUGAGAUAAAGCAACUGACAGACAGCUCUCCAUCUCAGCCUCUGCCCCCGCCUCCUCUCCCGGUGGCCCAGGCUUGGGGAAGGUUCUCAGGGCAGGGUCUUUUCCAUUUACAUGGUUUACGUGCUGCUAAAACACCCUGGGACUUGAUCAAUCCAUCCAGACUCCAGAGAAGGGGGUUCUGAUAUACGGCAUAAAUCCAAGUCUAAACCUGGCUCACCACUUUCUAGGUGCCGCGUAGGCACCAUGGCAGCUGCUUUAUGAAAGCUCGUUUUGUGAAUAAAACGUUGCACGUUGUAAUUCGGAGGGUACGGAGGAGCAAAGAGCAUGGCAGCUUCCACGGUGACCGACCCUGACCCAGGUGCCUUCAGUCUCCAGGGCUCUACAAGGCCGAGAGCAGAUAAGAACAGUCCUGCUCUGGCGAGAAACCGGAAGAACGUCCGUGCACCACUGCUGGGACCAUCCUCUCCAGAGAAGAUUAGUGUGCAGGGAGCACCCCAAGGAGGCCGCAGGCGCAGGAGGACCAAGUUCAGCAAACACCAGUACAAGAUUCUUACUGAGGCCUUUGAGAGGGAUGCCUACCCCGAUAUCACCGUCCGAGAAGAGCUGGCCAAGCGAACCCAGGUCCCUGAGUCAAGAAUUCAGGUUUGGUUUCAGAACCGGAGAGCUCGAAUACCCAAGAGCACCCAGAGGAGGCCUGGUGUGGAGGCAGACGCCCAGGUUCCAGGACCGGGUCGGGGGGGAACCUGCCCCCCUGGCUGCCCUUGUCAGCUGGGCCUUCCGGGGCCUGAGAGCAACGCCGGCUGCUUCUCCUGGGAGUCAGAGGAUGCUUCUGGUCAAGCCGUCCCCUCCGGGCAUGCUGGUGUUCUGGGCCUGAAUGUGGCCUCAUCUGACCUGGAGGUUCCAGCCAGCGCACUCAGCAAGCCUUCUGGAGACUUCCAUCCCUCUCCCUCCCUGGGCUUCAGCCCUACAGCUCUGUAUCCUCUUCCCGCCUCCACACAGCCCUUCUCACAGCUGGAAGCUGGUGGUGCAGGGACUCAUCUGGGGGACCCCAGCCUGCUCCUGGCGUGUGAGGACGGGGCUGUGCAGGGCUGGGCGCAGAGUCCUCCCGCCGGUGAACAGCAGCCCUGGUGGGGCUGGCAGCCUCCUGCCCUGGAUCUAGGGAUGUCGCCCCAGCAGCCGCUUUCCCAGCCCCUGGGGUCCUGGGAGCAACCGCCCCGUCUGCCCCAGGAGCCCCCUUGGCCCCAGGGGUCCCCUCCGCCCCAGGAGCCCAGGCAGCACCCUGCUCCUCCUCCGAAUCCGCUCUGGCCUCAGCUCUACCCAGUGGAGGUGCCCGCCGGGCAUCGGGAGCAGUUUCCCUCCUUCCCUCCCCCCGGAGACAGGACCUCGGUGGGACCCCUGGGGCACCCGCCCAGCGACCGCAGCCGUGGGGGCAGCACUUGAAGCUGCUGCCACAGCAAAAUGGUGGAAAUGACCUGAGUAAGUGUGAAGCGCUAGGAGACGUAUUAGAUCCACUGUGGUUCCUCUAUACAUCGAACACGCUGCAGAAUCGAAAGGGAUGUGCAGAUCCGCGUACUGUGCCGUGGGGAGGUCCCCCCUGACACUCUUCUCAGGGAACGAAGUCAGGAUGGAAGGGCACAAAGUGCGGGGCAAGCAGGCAGAGGACCUAAGGGGUCUCUUUAGAUGGGGAAAAAGGAAUUCUAAAAAUCCGCCUGUCCUGCCUUGUGUGGAGUGACCGACUGGAGCACUCAAGAUGUCCUGUGAGGGCUGGCCCCGUGGCUUGGUGGUGAAGUGCGCGCGCUCCAAUGCUGGUGGCCCGGGUUCGGAUCCUGGGCGCACCGAAGCACCACUUCUCCGGCCAUGCUGAGGCUGCGUCCCACAUACAGCAACUAGAAGGAUGUGCAGCUAUGACAUACAACUAUAUACUGGGGCUUUGGGGGGAAAAAAUAAAUAAAUAAAAUCUUUAAAAAAAAAAAAAAAGAUGUCCUGUGAACACCUGGAAGAGCUCAGGGAGGGUGGAACGUGGCUAACAGUCAAUAAAGUGUGAGGAUUUGCCCAGCCAAGUGUGGCUGCUUCUGGAUGCUGAGCGUGUCCCUGCCCCUGGGCAGUUUCCUGAACACCAGCCCCCCUCUCCCAACUCCCCCUGUAGGGCCUAAUGCAACUCCAGCGUGAGAUGAGCGGGUCUGAGGGAGGAAUGGGGAAGAUGAAUGAAAUGCAUCUCUGCUCUCCAGUUCACAGUCUGGCCUGGGCCCUUCCCGUACCCACCCGGCCACACCGACACAGGGAGAGAGG
This is a messenger RNA of Diceros bicornis minor, 4313 nucleotides long. Its product is annotated as double homeobox protein 4-like protein 4. The coding region runs from base 2349 to 3464 and encodes 371 amino acids. Lineage: Eukaryota; Metazoa; Chordata; Mammalia; Perissodactyla; Rhinocerotidae. Gene Ontology annotation, molecular function: DNA binding. The transcript has 5 exons. The record is from RefSeq and is a predicted model, not a curated record.